Entelurus aequoreus (snake pipefish) is the source of this 1370-nucleotide messenger RNA. RefSeq names its product RILP-like protein 1. Bases 270 to 1370 code for a protein of 366 amino acids. The record is from RefSeq and is a predicted model, not a curated record. The transcript is spliced from 5 exons. NCBI's taxonomy places the organism in Eukaryota, Metazoa, Chordata, Actinopteri, Syngnathiformes, Syngnathidae. Gene Ontology annotation, cellular component: cytoplasm; ciliary basal body. Gene Ontology annotation, biological process: cilium assembly.
GAACCCGGAAGUGUGGGUGCUUUUAUUGCGAAAGGAAGGCGGAAACGAGGGCUGCCCUCAUCUCGGGUGGGCUUGCUAGACGUCAACAGAGGACAGGAGGACAAGAGGGCCGCGGUUUAUUCCGAAUAAAAUCACUUUUAAAAGUUCCAUGAAGGCGUCCGUCAUGGACGCACGCUAGCCGGAAACGUUCGGGCCGUGUUUGAAGGCAGUCCCCGGGCUGAGCGGAGUCGUCUCGCCGGGAGGAGAGUCCGUGUCCAACAGGAAGCGCCAUGGAGGGCCGACACAUCCCGGACUCGCCCGGCUCGGCCCUGGAGAAGAACGUGGCGGACCUGACCGUCAUGGACGUGUACGACAUCGCCGCGGCGGUGGGCCAGGAGUUCGAGCGGAUCAUCGACCAGUACGGCUGCGAGGCUCUGUCCCGCCUCAUGCCCAAAGUGGUGCGGGUGUUGGAGAUCCUGGAGGUGAUGGUGAGCCGCCACAGCAUCGGCCCGGAGACCGACGAACUGCGCCUGGAGCUGGACAAGCUGAGGCUGGAGAGGACGGAGAGGGCGGACAAGGAGAGGAAGCACAGGAAGGAGUUGGAGCUGGUGGAGGACGUGUGGAGAGGCGAGGCUCAAGACCUUCUCUCCCAGAUCGCUCUGCUGCAGGACGAGAACAAGAGUCUCCUCAACAACAUCUCCACCCGGGACCCCAUGACCGAGGAGGACCUGCAGCGGCACGAAGGCAUGAGCGAGAGAGAGCGGCAGGUGAUGAAGAAGCUGAAAGAGGUGGUGGACAAGCAGAGGGAUGAGAUCCGGGCCAAGGACAGAGAGCUGACCCUGAAGAACGAGGACAUCGAGGCGGUAAGGACGCGUCAAAGUCACGUGACCUCUUUACGUAAACAACAGAAUGAACAAAACGCGCUCAAAAGAGGGGAAAAAAGUCAAAGAAAAGCGAAUCUUGUGCAAGGCAAAAAGUGUGAUGACAACCAUAGAACAGGAAAUGCACAUAUUGUGACUGCUCAGUACAAAACAAGCAAUACACUUGAUAACGACAGCGGGAAUGAAGCGAGCAUCGAGCGGGCCAGUCAGAUGUUUUCCGCUGAAGUGGAGCUCAGGGAGGCUCCGAGUGCCGCAAACUCGCAGUUUAACUCUUCCGCCGCCUGCCUGGGCACCGCGGCUGGAGGAAGUGGGCGGUCUCACGCGUGGAGGGUCGUCACUCGUGACGCCCUCGUUCACCUCCCUGGGACCGUGACACCAGUCAGCGUGACCCGUGACGGGAAGUGGCGCUUUCUCAAUUUGUACGCCAAGAAUGAAGACUUCUUGCACCGUUCGCCGUCGUCUUCUUUCGACGGCUUUCAAAGGCCAACCGAGGACUCCAGGUGGUUGUAA